AAAAAAAAAAAAAAAAAAAAAAAAAAAAAAAUCAACGUCCUAUUCUUCGCCUCUGGUAGGCGCGAAGUAAGGAACGAGGGCACACUGUAACGUCGUCCUUGGAAUUAACGAUAAAUUAACGAAUUUACAGGGAGAUGGAUAAUUUCUGGAUCACCGGUGCCGUACGGGCCAUCAAGGCACUGUCGUACGUCUACGACCUAUUUACUUUCCCGGUCUACCUGAUUCUCCAGAGGCCUUGGGAGAAGCGAAAGGCCUCGCGUCGAAUCAAGGCGAAGCCAGUGGCCAAAGACGAGCACUCGAUUGUCUAUAGAAACGUCGACCCUAUCGGCCCCAUGCACACCCUCAUGGUGAGACAACAAAUCGACACGCUCGAGGCGAUGCUCAAGUGGGUGGCCGGCGUGCAUGGGAGUAAAAGGUGCCUCGGCACUAGACAAAUACUUGCCGAGGAGGACGAGCUCCAGCCGAACGGCCGAAUCUUUAAGAAGUAUAAAAUGGGCGAAUACGAGUGGAAGAGCUUCGUGGAGGUCGAAAGCCUGGCGGCGUCCUUCAGCCGCGGCCUGAACGAAUUGGGCCUGACGGCGCGCAAAAACAUCGUCGUCUUCGCCGAGACGAGAGAGGAGUGGAUGAUCGCGGCACACGCCUGCUUCAAGCAGAAUCUCACGAUCGUUACGAUCUACUCGACUCUCGGCGACGACGCCAUUGCCCACGGGAUCAACGAGACGAAAGUCGACACGGUCAUUACGAGCCACGAGCUGCUGCCGAAAUUCAAGAGACUCCUACAAAAAGUACCUGAAGUUAAGAAUAUUAUUUAUAUGGAGGAUCAGCUGAAGAAGGCGGACACCAAGGGCUACAAAGAAGGUGUCCGGCUACUCCCCUUCCAACACAUUAUCAAAGUUGGGAGCGCAUCGAGUGCUGCGUCGGUAUCGCCAAGUAGCGAAGAUACCGCUAUCAUAAUGUACACAUCAGGUUCGACCGGCGUACCCAAGGGCGUUCUCCUCUCCCAUAAAAAUGUCAUUGCCACGUUGAAGGCGUACUGCAACGCCGUUGUUAUAAAGAGCGACGACGUUUUCAUGGGAUACCUGCCUCUGGCUCAUGUUUUCGAGCUCUUGUCCGAGAGCGUUUGUCUACUGAACGGCGUGCCGAUUGGCUACAGCUCGCCCUUGACGAUGAUCGAUUCGAGCAGCAAGAUCCAGAAGGGCUGCAAGGGUGACGCCAGUGUUUUGCAUCCAACGUGCUUGACGUCGGUGCCGCUUAUUUUGGACCGGAUAUCGAAAGGCAUCAACGAGAAGGUCAAAAGGUCGGGACAAUUUCGCCAGGCGAUCUUCAAUUUCGCUUACGAGUAUAAAUUAAAGUGGACAAAGCGAGGCUACGAUACGCCGAUAUUUGACAGGCUGAUUUUCGGAGCGGCGAAGCAAGUUUUGGGCGGCCGCGUGAGAUUGAUUCUUUCGGGCGGCGCUCCCCUCAGCCCAGAAACGCACAUGCAAGUGAAACUCUGCCUAUGCGUGACCGUGACCCAAGGUUAUGGCUUAACCGAAACAUGUUCCUGCGCAACCGUGAUGGACCCCUAUGAUAGGAGUACGGGACGAGUGGGUGCUCCUACAACCGUCUGCGAUAUAUCGUUAGAAAAUUGGGAAGAAGCCGGUUAUAAAGUAACGGAUAUUCCUAAUCCUAGAGGCGAGAUAGUUAUCGGCGGAGACAACAUAUCAGCCGGAUAUUACAACCUUUUCGAUAAGACCAAAGAAGACUUCUUCUUUAAAGAUGGAAAACAGUGGUUCAGAACGGGAGAUAUUGGUGAGGUUCAUCCCGAUGGAGCUAUUAAGAUUACCGAUAGGAAGAAAGAUUUGGUGAAGCUUCAGUUUGGCGAAUACGUUUCGCUGGGUAAAGUGGAAUCCGAAUUGAAAACGUGUCCUUUGGUUGACAAUAUUUGCGUCUAUGGAGAUGCCAAUAAAAAUUAUACGGUAGCUUUACUUGUACCAAAUCGCCAUUAUCUCGAGGAAACUGCUUCUAAUUAUGGGAUAACAUUUACGUCAUUCGAAGAAUUGUGUAACAGCCCGACAUUGGAGAAGGCUGUGUUGGAAGCACUAGUCGAUCAUUCGAAAAAGUGUAACCUGCAGAAGUUUGAGAUACCAGGGGCUGUGAAAUUAGUUCCAGAAGCGUGGUCACCCGAUAUGGGACUCGUCACCGCAGCAUUUAAGCUCAAGAGAAAAGCAGUACAGGAGCGUUAUAAGCACGAAAUAAGCCGUAUGUAUGCGUCGUGAUGAUAAUGGCUUAAGGUUACGAAUAAAACUAGAGGCGAACUGAGUGGGCAUUCAGUUAAAAUUUGCAUCGAAAGAGCUGAUUUUGUGAAAAAUGACAUCUUAAAAAUGCGUAUUAAAAAUUGUAUUACAAGUGUUUACGCACAAACGGAGAGAAGUCUUUUUUGUCUAUCU
This is a messenger RNA of Ceratosolen solmsi marchali, 2429 nucleotides long. It is a transcript of the gene Acsl, whose product is annotated as Acyl-CoA synthetase long-chain. Gene Ontology annotation, cellular component: lipid droplet; endoplasmic reticulum; plasma membrane. The record is from RefSeq and is a predicted model, not a curated record. Gene Ontology annotation, biological process: long-chain fatty acid metabolic process; long-chain fatty-acyl-CoA metabolic process; neuron differentiation. The transcript has 7 exons. The coding region runs from base 135 to 2258 and encodes 707 amino acids. Lineage: Eukaryota; Metazoa; Arthropoda; Insecta; Hymenoptera; Agaonidae. Gene Ontology annotation, molecular function: palmitoyl-CoA ligase activity.